CCCCCCUCCCCUGUAUUUCAACAACAUUGUAGUUAAGUUGUGCGCCCCGCCGACCGCCCACAACCAUCUUUUCCGAGAGAGCGCUCAGAACAUGGUGGAGCUGCUGGCGAACGCAGCGCCAGGGUAAGCGCCAACCAGAACCGGCUCUCACCGCCGUUCCCGUCAACGGGGAGGAGAACCGAGAGCGAACGGAAGAGCACGCGACGCGACACAGCCUGGCACGAGCCCGCCCGUGGAAAAGAGCGCACUUGAACGGAGUUUUGGAGGAGCGCUAAACGGACAAAGUGGGGAUUAAAGAGGCGGAUAACGCUGGAGCGUCGGCGUGGGGUUUUAAGCGAAGGAGAGCGAGAGCUCGAUCUUUCUCUGAACUCCACGAGUGUUGGAGUGCCAGCACGAUCAAACGACUCGAGGCCUGGGGGAGGAAAAACACCCUAAACUUUCGCCUUCGUUUUGAACACUUUUUGCAUUGAAAUGAUUUGAGAUCGCCUCCGAGCGAGCGUUUAAAAGGGAUUACACGCAAGCAAGGAUAUGCUUUGCCUCAGCACACUUUGACUUGUCAGAGUGCCUCGAUGUCAUCAGUGUUUUCUUCUUCUUCUUCUUGGAAGUUAAAAUAUUUGGUGUUACUCGUCUUCUGAAGUUUGGCAGACGCGCACGGACGCGUCGCACUCUCGCGCGAGCGGCUGAUGUCAUUCGGAGUUGUCACGACGUCGGCGUGAGCUUGGAAGUGUUUUAACGCGCUUUGAAAGCUGGAGUACUCACGGUUGACAUCCGGAGUGGGUGUUCAGGAAAGGACGGGGCUCCUCCAUGGGAAUAGGCCGUCUUCUGACCCUCGGCGGGGCAGGCAGUAACGGGAUCUGCCUCGACUUUUGACGGAAAAACACGGGCAGCUUUUACGCCUCACCGCCUCGGGCGUUUAUCCCCUAGGUUCAAGCAAUUUAAUGUCGAUUCUCGCUUCUUCGUGAUGCCAGAGCCCACGGGGAUACGAUUUUGAAUACAUUUGUACGUAUAAAUAGAACACGGUGGCGCGUGUGAAAAAGUUUUCCCUCAGAAACUGGCGCCCUUUUUUCUUUUUUUCUUUUUUUAAAGCUAAUACUCUUUCGACAGACAGCAACAGUUACAGACGUUUGCUGACAUGAAACCGACAUCGCACCGAAACCGAGUACAAGAAAUGUGUAAAAUCUGGCAUUCGGAAAUAUGAAAUAUAAACUUGCAUUACCUUUGCAUGUCGUUUGGAAAGGCAAAGUAAAUUCAAACAUUGUCGAGCAUUGGCGAGGGUGUUUGAGGGACAGUGUCGACUGGAUUAAGAAACUAAUUUAGAAGCGUUUCAGUACACUAACCACCCUUUAUUUUUAUUAUUAUUAUUUUAUCAUAAGUACUUGCACCCGUCCUGUUGAAUUCAAAUGAUGUGCUCUAAAAGGCAGGAUCUAGCGGAUGACAGUGCCUCAGUCUUGUCCACGCGCAAAAGUACACACGUGCGCGUUCACGCGCCACUGAGCCACAGAAUAUAAUGGAAUCCGAGUGCUGACGUAAUCUCAGCACGGAUAAGAAACUGCUCAAGAGUCCAAGACAGUCCAUCCUCGUAGUGAAUGCACUUGGAAUUUACUCCCGGCUGGACUCACAAACAGACUGCGCUUUUUGUACUCGCACCAAUCCAUGUCAAGUGCCACUUCAUCUGUACUGUCGGCAGUAGGUGAUAUGUGAUAAUUAAAAGUCAACUGUUGUCAUCUCGCCAUGGCAUUGCCUGAGCAGCACCGGCCACUGCAUAAGACGGAGGUGAGGUGCGCUAGUGAAGGGGGAGCUGUUACGGUGCGGAUAACCAACAGCCACAAUCAACAGGUGGUUCCAGACCAAGAGGGCAACCCUCCAGACAUGGCCUCCUCCAAACCUUGCAAAUACAGUAUCUCGUCAAGCUGCAGCUCGGGGGAGUUGGGCGUUCCCAGGGCUAUGAUGACUCUCCUGAGCAGCCCGAGGAGAGUACCGCCUCUGUUCGAGAGGUCUGCCGCGCAGUGCUGGGAUCCCAAGUUUGACUCUGCCAUCCUGGAGGAGGCGGGUAGGGAACGCUGCUUCCCCCAAAUGCAGAGGAGAUUUCGCUACAUCCUAUUUUACCUGGCCACCGCCGCGCUCCUGUGGGGGAUAUACUUUGGGAUCAACAGCGCCAGGUGUGACCCUACAGACUUCCUGGUCCCCACAGCAGGGUUUCUCAUACUGUCUCUCCUCCUCCUCUGGUUGACAUUCUCAAGGCUGUAUGCGCGUUUCUACAUCCACACGUCCUUUCUGCUUACAAUGGUCUUGUUUGGGAUCACCUUGGCGCCUCAAACGCAAACUGCUCAGUUUGCCUAUAUUGAUGUCCGAGGCAAUCAGUCGCUACAAGCAGCGUCUCCUAACGCUCCAUGUAUAUCACCCGUUGGGACAUUCUCACUUUGUAUCGAAGUGCUGCUUUUGUUGUACAGUGUGUUGCAUUUGCCCCUGUAUGUUUCGGUGCUCCUCGGCCUGCUGUAUUCUGUCCUCUAUGAGGCUUUAGGCUGGCUGAACCUUGCCCAGAUGGACAAUAGCUACGUAGUCUCAGACUUGAGCUGGCUUGCCCCGGGUAAAAUCCUGCUUCACCUGUGCGCGCAUAUCAUUGGCAUUCACAUAUUCAUUAUGUCCGAAGUGCGCUCUCGGAGUACCUUUCUCAAGGUAGGUCAGGCAAUCAUGCACGGGAAGGACCUGGAGGUGGAGAAGGCUCUGAAGGAGCGCAUGAUCCACUCCGUGAUGCCGCGGGUGGUGGCGGACGAGCUCAUGAAGCAAGGAGACGAGGAAAGCGAGAGCUCUGGGAAACGAUACAGCGCAGGUGCCUGCUCCGUCGCCGCCGUGUCCGCCGUGACCUCUUCCAGUCCCAAAAGCAACAAGCGCAAGAAGAACUCUAUCCCUCGUGGGCAAAUCAUUUUCAGGCCCUUCAACAUGAAGCGCAUGGAGCCGGUGAGCAUCCUCUUUGCAGACAUCGUCGGAUUCACCAAAAUGAGUGCCAACAAGUCCGCCCCGGCAUUGGUAGGACUGCUAAACGACCUCUUCGGUCGAUUUGACCGCCUGUGUGAGUUGACCCGCUGCGAGAAGAUCAGCACUCUCGGGGAUUGCUACUAUUGUGUGGCGGGCUGCCCCGAGCCACGGGCCGAUCAUGCCUACUGCUGCGUGGAAAUGGGGCUCGGGAUGAUCCAGGCCAUCGAGCAGUUCUGCCAGGAAAUGUCGGAGACCGUGGACAUGCGCGUCGGCGUGCACACCGGCACCGUGCUCUGCGGUAUCCUGGGAAUGAAACGCUUUAAGUUUGACGUUUGGUCUAAUGAUGUCAACCUGGCCAACCUCAUGGAGCAGCUGGGCGUGGCGGGAAAGGUGCACUUGUCGGAGGUCACGGCAAGUUUUUUGGAUGACCGUUACGAGAGGGAGGACGGGCGAGUGAUUGAACGUGUCGGGCACAAUGUUACUGAUCAGCUCAAAGGUUUAAAGACGUAUCUGAUCUCUGGACAGAAGAUGGGUUCUCAGUGUGGCUGUUCCCAGCUCAGUUUGAGUCUGUCCUCAAACACACACACUCCUGAUCUCACACACUGCGCCGUCGCCGAACCCGUCUCACAUGGCAAGCCUGUGUGCACAUCCUGUAGCAUCUCCGUAGAUGUCAUUGACAAUCCCAUAGCAGAUGAAGCAACUCGAAAUGGCUGCCAGGAUGAACACCGAGCCAACAGCAGCAAGUUUCCUGCAGGUCGUAGCCCCAAGACCCUGAACGGUCUGUUGAGUCCUCAGUCUGAGGAGCGGGUGCGAGUCAGCCAAUCGUCUCUGUGUGACAAACUCCAGGAGAAGGACCGGAGCUGGGUGGGAAGUCUGGCUGCAGAAGGAGGCAGCGCCUGCGGCAUGGACCACUCAGCCAUCCUCCCGCUGCGAUCCAAGAACUUUCGGGAGAAAAGCGACGUGCACUUUGUGGAGGUGAUAAAGGAAGACAGUCUGAUGAAGGAUUACUUCUUCAAGCCGCCCAUUAACAAACUGAGUCUGAACUUCCUGGAAACAUCUCUGGAGUCGGCUUAUCGCACCAGCUACCAUGAGCAGGUGGUGAAUCAGGUGCCAGUCAAGACGUUUGCCAGUCCAGUCUUCAGCUCGCUGCUCGAUGUUUUUCUGUCUUGUGCUGUAUUUUUCGCCCUGACCGUUGCCUGCUUCCUGUAUCCCCUUGUCACCAUGGAGACGCCCCUGGCAACCACACUGGGUCUGGCGAUCACAGCCGCUCUGCUGGAGAUGGUCUCUCUCGUUUUGUCUUUUCGCAUGGUGUUUUGUCAGGAUGAUGUACAGAACUGCACUCGGUCUCUGUUAAAGCUGGUGUCUGGCUGGCUCCCGCGUCAUGUGAUCGGGGCUGUGCUCGUGUCACUUCCUGCUGUGUCCGUCUUCUCCCACCUGGCUUAUAGCAUGCAGCUGCCCAUCCAGGUGCCCAUGUUCCUGUGCUGUGCUCUUAUUAUUGCUAUUAUCCAGUACUGUAACUUCUGCCAGCUGAGUUUCUGGAUGCGCUCUGCUCUGGCCACUGUAGCUGGUCUGUCUUUACUCAUCCUGCUCUACAGCGCCACCACCAUGCCCAGUGCCACUGACAGAUUUCCAACAUCUGGGAACAUGAGUAACCAGAGUGCCGAAGUAGAUCAGUCCAGUGUGCCCAAAGCGCUCGACCUACUCGUCCCAGAGACUGUGCUCUCCUUCUUCCUCCUGCUGCUGCUGGUCUGGUUCCUCAACCGGGAAUUUGAGGUCAGCUACCGUCUGCAUUACCAUGGAAAUGUGGAGGCUGACAAGCAUCGCAUCAAGAUCCAGACCAUGCGAGAUCAAGCAGACUGGCUGCUGCGUAACAUCAUCCCCAUCCAUGUUGCCGAGCAGUUAAAGGUGAACCAGAGUUACUCUAAAAAUCACGACAAUGUCGGGGUCAUAUUUGCAAGUAUCGUCAACUUCAGCGAAUUCUACGAAGAGAGCUACGAGGGUGGGAAAGAAUGCUACCGAGUCCUUAACGAACUCAUCGGAGACUUCGACGAACUUUUGCGCAAGCCUGCGUUUUCGAAUGUAGAGAAGAUUAAAACCAUUGGCGCCACCUACAUGGCGGCGUCUGGAUUAAACGGGCAGCAGUGUGAAGAGCAGCCGGAUCCACACGCCCACCUACGUGCCCUCUUUGACUUCGCCCUUGAAAUGAUGCGCGUGGUGGAUGAUUUUAACAAGAACAUGCUGGGUUUCAAGUUCAAGCUGAGAAUUGGCUUCAACCACGGGCCCUUGACUGCCGGCGUCAUCGGCACUACCAAGCUGCUUUACGACAUAUGGGGCGAUACGGUCAACAUCGCUAGCCGCAUGGACAGCACGGGAGUGGAGUGCCGCUUACAGGUUAGCGAAGAGAGCCACUGUGUGCUCAGCAGAAUGAACUACGCCUUCGAUUAUCGUGGCACUGUAAACGUGAAAGGAAAAGGGCAGAUGAGGACUUACUUGUAUCCCCAAACAAAUGAAGGCAGAUCGGGGUCCACUCAAAACCUGGAACAAGGCCAGGUGGACAGUGCCAUCGGGCAUUUAGAGCCCAACACACUCGCCAAUACAACAACUACAACAACAUCUGCUGCACCACUAAACCCUCCCUGCACCUCUCCCAAGGUUGCCUCUAUCAGUGUGCCUCAGGGCUCUGUAUUAGGCCCAUCUCAGAUUACAGAGAAGUUGCACCGAGACACUAAGGGCAACUCUCCUGCCCCUGAGCUCAACGAAAAGGAUUACGAGAGUCCUUACAAAGCGCCAUCGCUAAGUGGUACACAGCCUCCCUCGAUAACACAACUGUACGCGCCUCUAGCCAGACCAGAGACACCUUUACAAGCAGAGGAAGAUGAAGACGCAGAUGAGCGUACAAAGCUCAGGGCAGUGGAGUGAUUCAGAUUUCCUCCUUACCUCGGCUGACCUUCUUCAAGAGCCAAUCCCAGAUCAUUUUCAGGCUCUGCUUCCUUCAAGGGGCUUUUCCGACCACAACUGUUGGAGUUCCAUUGAGCAGCAUUAGCCUGUAUAGGGCAUAUGUGUUGAUAACGUGACCUAAAUAGAAAAAUGUGCGCGCUAAGCAUCUGCUGUGUGGAUCACAGUGUAGCACAGAGGGGGGAAAUGGAUGGAGUUAAUAUUUCUGAUGUUCUCCGAUUUGUUUUUGUUGUUGUUGUUGUUGUUUAUAAAGUGCCUUUACAAUAUGUAAGAUCUGUCAAAUGAACAAAUGAAAGGGAUGUUUGAACAAAUAUAUCGGCAUGGCUUUUUGAAAAGACGUGGAAAGUGAAAAAUGCUGUUUUUUUUUUUUUUUUUGGUAAUGUAUUCCACCUCUAAUGGCGUAUUAUUUUGUUCAUUUAUUUCAGUAUUUUCUUUUCCUCUCUCUUUGAUACAAAGUGAUCAAAAAGAAGCCAGUUGCUAAUUAAAUGACAGGAUUAUGUUUUUAAGUUAUUGUAAUGAAUAUACAGCUCUGCCACGUCGACGGUCACCUAUACACCGAUGAAAUAAAACCAAAGACGACAAGGGUAGAUGGAUAAAGAUGGGCUUCCGGCACUUCUUUCCACAACGCCCAUAUUAAUAUCACGUGUAUCUGGCAACAAACAAUGUAGCUUUUAUAAAAGAAAGUCAAAGUGGCUCAUGCAAAAUAGCACCCUACAUUCAUAAAAUGAGGAAAAACAGCCUUAUUUGUCUGAAUCGCAAUCAAGAAAGAUGGAAGAAAGCAUGCUGUGCGCUCUCUCCCCUUCAUUAGAGGACACAAGGGCUGGUGAUUGUAGUGCAUUCGGAAAUUCAGAGUAUGUUUGUUGAAACUGUUUGGUUUUUUUUUCGCAUAAAAUUUAGCCCCACAAUUUAACGUUUCUCAUAGACCGAGGGAACAUUUUACGAAAUGAAAUAAAUCAAAUUUUUCAGCACGCCGCAUACAAUAUUUAAAGAAUCUUACGAGCGCCACUGUGGUUUCUUCUCCUAAAUGUAUCCAGUAAACUCCAGCCAGCGAAGCCUUCCAACGAAGUGUUCAGUCGAACAGAUUGUGUAGCUGAAUUGUUUAUCAGUGCAUUUUAAUUCAUUUCAUUCAGUGCCUCAGAUCUUCCUAUCGGAAUCAGUUUUUCACUGUGAUCGUGCCAGCAGAGCCUGAGGUGGUAUCGCCAAUUCGCCAUAGUUUCAUUGAUCUCCGUGGGCUUGUGAUACCAGUUCGCUCCAUGGCCUUGUAGAAGGUUCUUGUGCUGCCAUAAGUUGGCGAGCGGCUUGCAAUUUUAUGCUUAUUUCUGCCUAAUUAUAAUUUUUUUUGAAUAUCAGAUUUUUUUGAGCGUGUCAAUUCUGUUUUGAUAGCAGCUCCUCGAAUUUUCAGUAGUUGUGCAGAGAUCUGAUUCUCUUUGCUUUUCGUUAUAAUCGUUUCGAGAAUAAUCUGCAGUAUCUCCUGCGACGCGUCUUACAUUUCAAUCAUCAAUCAAGCAAAGCGAUUUUAGUUUCUCCUUCUUUAGGAUCUGCGUCUUUUGCCGUCGUGUUUAACGAAUAAGCUGAGGUUUGAGGACAGAUUUCUUUCUUUAUUUCUGUUUACAGAGCAGUCUUUGGUUUGUUCUCAAAAAUGGGAAAAAAAAAAAAAUCCAGUGCCUUUUUAGUCUCUCUUUUCCCCCUCAGCUGUAACGCCACAUUUCUUCAGAGUCAGAAUAUCAGGAUGCAGCUUUCGGGACACCUACAAUAUUAUGUUAUUGUAUUAUAUUAUUAUUUCCUCUUUGAUGUGAAUUAUAAUUCCAGCCUUUUUUUUUUUUUUUUUUAAAUGUACACUGUGUAUCUUUAAAUGGAACUUUUCGGGAUGGAAAAGGGAUUCGAUUUAGCUGUUAAUUGUUUUAUGGUGCACUGCUUUCCAGCCGACACAUUCACCUUUGUGUUAUCGCAUCACUCCAUUGGCUAAAGAAGCCCAGUGCUGACAGUAUUGAAUUAUGAUUAAUUGUGCAUAAUGUAUGUGGUCGUGUAUUAAAUGCAUUCGUAUUUAUUGGGGCUGUGCAUGAAUCGGUGUACAGCCACACAGAGCCUAUUAUCAAAAGGGCAUAUUUAUGAAAGGGAGCCACUUAAAGCAAGGAGAAGUGGGUUUUCGCGCCCAGUUUCACCUAAUGUAACAAGCACCUAAGGCCUAACUCUUGCAAAGUGCCUCAGAUUGAGUUCUACUAAAGUUUUACGAUAUUUUAAAUAUUAAUGAAUUUGAUCUUGUUCUGCGUGCGAUUGUUCCCAUUUUUUUUAUUUUCCUUCACCACUGCCUGCAUUCUUGGAGCUUGGAGUUUUGAAAUCCAAGAAUUUAUUUUCUAUGUUGUUUAUUUUAUUUUAUUUUUUUUGCCAUUUUCACUGCUUCACAGUUUUGGUUUUGUAUAGAAUUGAACACAUUUUAAUUGGGUUAGAUCUAUUUGAGUGCAAAUCUAAAAACCAAUUUGUUUUGGUGCUCGAGUGUUGAAGACGUGCCCUUGAAUUUGACUUCACAUGCCUUUUAUUAACUGUGUAUUAAUUAUUUUUGUGCCGUAUAUGGGAAUUUGUGUAUACCAAAGAAUUUUAAUAGUGUGGGCAGAAGCUGCAAGACAGAGUUGUGGAAUGUGGGCAAUAUAUUGUUAUUGUUGAUUAGAUUUUUUUUUUUUUAUUAUUAUUAUUUUUUUUUCAGCAGCACAUGUUCUUCAAUAAUUUGUUCUUAUGCACAUGAGACACAGCGGGUAUUGAUUUAUUAGCCGUUAUAUUCAGGCAAAAAACAUAAUCUGUAUACAUUUGCACAGUGCACUCACUUUGUAUGUACAUAUCAUGUAAUGUUUUAUUUGAUUUUUAUGUUUUAAAAUUGACAAUACAUGUGCAUGUGCCAGAUUUCGAGAGUAGAGAAACAAUGAAAAGAUA
Molecule: messenger RNA, 8856 nt
Organism: Puntigrus tetrazona (Sumatra barb)
Lineage: Eukaryota; Metazoa; Chordata; Actinopteri; Cypriniformes; Cyprinidae
Gene: adcy9a
Product: adenylate cyclase 9
Exons: 10
Coding region: 1732-5895 (1387 amino acids)
Biological process (GO): cyclic nucleotide biosynthetic process; adenylate cyclase-activating G protein-coupled receptor signaling pathway; intracellular signal transduction
Molecular function (GO): adenylate cyclase activity
Source: RefSeq, a predicted model, not a curated record